Messenger RNA from Bemisia tabaci, 3707 nucleotides. Its product is annotated as epidermal retinol dehydrogenase 2. NCBI's taxonomy places the organism in Eukaryota, Metazoa, Arthropoda, Insecta, Hemiptera, Aleyrodidae. Gene Ontology annotation, cellular component: lipid droplet. Gene Ontology annotation, molecular function: oxidoreductase activity, acting on the CH-OH group of donors, NAD or NADP as acceptor. The record is from RefSeq and is a predicted model, not a curated record.
UUGGCGCACUCGCGAGCCGUGCGUCGAAAAGUAAACAACACGGCCGCGGUGAGGUUAUGGUUCCGUUGAUAAUAUCUUAAUUUCCCAGUCCUUUAUUCCGGCGAGUGUUUUAUCAAAUGCCUUUGUCUCUUUUCCUCUGAUAACGGGCUCUUUGUGAACUGAACCCCGGUGGUGUUUUCAACGAUUUUUUAUUCGGUUGGCGGCCAGUGUUUUGAACGAGUCCGUGGUGCGCGUUUCUGUCUCGACGAAUACGAGCCGCGUCCGAAGUGAAAGUGAUUACUUCCUGCGUUUCCUGAAUACCUGUAUUAAGCAAGCGAUGAUAUAAUACAAGACCUCGCACAAGGAACCCUGAACCAAGCGAGGACACGAUGCUCCUGAAACUAUACUCGAUUUUCGUCCUUUUGCUGGACAUCACAGCCCUCAUCAUCAAAUCCAUUAUUGCUCUCUUUGAGACACUCUACGGUAAAAUUGUACCCGCCCCGGAGAAGUCUGUCGUAGGAGAGGUCGUCCUCAUUUCAGGGACAGGCCAUGGAAUCGGACGAGAACUUGCAUUCAAAUUCGGCUCUCUGGGGUCGAUAGUCGUGUGUGUGGACAUCAACAAAGAAGGCAACGACGCAACUGCGCAAGAAAUCAUCAAUCGGGGAGGCAAAGCACAUGCGUACAUAUGUGAUGUGUCUAAAAGAGAAGAGGUCCAGAAACUCGGCGAAAAAAUCCGGAGAGAAGUUGGCAAUGUUACCAUUUUAGUCAACAACGCAGGUAUCAUGCCUUGUCAUCCCUACGAAAAAUCAAGUGCUGAAGAAAUUCGUAAAAUUUUUGAUGUCAAUGUUUUCGCACAUUUCUGGAUGUUGGAGACAUUUUUACCCAGUAUGAUUGAAAACAACCAUGGCCACGUAGUAGGAAUCUCAUCCAUUGCUGGAGUUCUUGGUCUAACCAACCUCGUGCCAUACUGUGCAUCCAAAUUUGCUGUCAGAGGAUUAAUGGAAGCUAUUAAUGAAGAAUGCAGGGAAGAUGCACGCAACCUACAAGUCAGAUUCACAACAAUUUACCCAUACAUGGUUGAUACUGGCUUGUGUCAGAAACCAAAAAUCAGGUUCCCAAGUCUUCUUGGAUUACUGCCAGUUCAGGUGGCUGCCGCACAUAUUGUUACUGCCGUCAGACGUAAUGUUGAAGAAACAUCUAUUCCUAGUAGUUUGUUAAUCAUCAACAACCUAUGCAGAUUGCUCCCGAUCAAAGUUUGCAGACUCCUGAAAGAUUUUCUUGACAGUGGUGUUGAAUCUCAUGAUUAAUUUAGAGCUGGUUGUGGCAAAAACUCUACGAAGCUAUGAUUAACAAUUCUUGUUCAUUUCCUAUCAUCGGGAUUUAUGCUGACUACUCCAUCCUGUGCAUCCUUUUUAUUUUUCUAAACCAACAUCAGAACAAAACUAGUAUGUAUUCUUGAAAAUUGAAUACAGGGUAGUCAUGUAAUGAUUCUCAUAUGCAGAGGCAUACGAUUCCCUCUCACGGAAGAUUCCUAAAAAGCAUUCAAAUGAAAUUUUAUGGUAAAAUUUGGUGCUAUUGAUUUUUUUGGAAAAGAGUGAAGGUUUUUUUUUAUGGAAAAGAGGCACCUCAUACACACUUAAGAUUCAGACUCGUUAUUUUUAAUUGUCUGUUACAGGUGUAUUGUGCUCUCUCAGUUUGAAGUUAAAAACUUUUAAUUUAUAUUGAUAAAAUAAUGGAUCAGGAGCGUAAAUAGAAAGUAGUUAGAGUAACACUCUCAAAAAAGUUACAAAAAUAAAAAAAAAAUUCAUGUCCGGAAAAAUUAAAUUUGAGAAUGAUUUGCACAAUAUUCAGGAUGGCUUUAUGUCCAGGGAACCUAGUGAUUCUCAUCCUUUUUUGUGACUUUCAAGGACAUAUCUGCCUAUCUUGAGUGAAAAAAUGUAUGAUUAGGUUUUGUUUUUUCAGUUGUGUUCAAAACGUAAAAAGCCUUGACAAUAUUUUAUGUGCUUCUUUGGCCUCUCAUCGCAGCUUACUUUUUGUUUGCAGAUUCUCAUUUCUCAAAAGUUGAAAGCUUUUUCCUCUGAAUGCUUCUAAAGCAUUCUCCUUUUUCUUUAAUAUAUUGAUCAGGUACGAAUUUCUUAAAUCCAGUGAUCCUUCCAUCUAGGAUAACACGGCUGAAUUAUAAUUUUAGCCUGAAAGUUGUAAAUCUCAUUGAAAAAGACACUAUUUUUUUUUUUUUUAAAUUAAAAGAAGAUCUUCUUCCAUCAUUUACAUUUUUCAAAACUACAUUCAGGCAAAAGUGAUCUGUAAUAUUUUCAUCACAACAACAAACAUUGGAAUUUUAAAUUCUUUCUUACUGCUCGGAAGCAAGUAAGAUCACCAUUCUAUUACCUAUUUAGGUACAGUUUAAUCUGUGAUUCAAAACAUUAAGUAAGUACUUAAUUCUCUUGCACAGAAAUCUUUGAUUUUUGUUUCUAUUAUGUUUCAUAGUCUCUUUUUCUUCCUCCUCCCCCUCUUUUCCUCCAGAACCUGAAAGGUUUUGUAGUCGGAAAUGAUGAACUUUUGUUAUUAUUUCCUUGACUUACCGUAUUUAGUUUGUAAUUUUCCUGUUAGCUUUUUAAUCACUAUGUAAUCAUACUGUCUUUUCAAAUUACGAUUUGAUUUUUCAUUCCUCAGGGUAUCUUCAAAUCUACUGCUAUGACUUAAUGCUGUGAGUACUUAAAUACGUAUUCCUUCAAAAGACUGAAGAAUAGGAUUGCACUCUUGACUUUUCAGUUUUCUUGGGCGGAGAGUAAAAUUAGUUGGAGUAAUGCACUGAGAGUAUUUUUAUCUUGAGCAUCAAGGAAAGAAAAGUCUUUUCUUUCCGUGCUUGUAGUUUUAUUUUUUGUUCAGUGUAUGUACGUUCCAGACUACGAGUCCAUCCUCAAACCUAUAUCACGAUCGCAAGUAUUCGCUCAAGUAAAUGAAUUUUGCCAUGAAGUUUGUCAUAUAGGUUUAUGGAUGGACUCAUAGUCCAAAAUGUACAUACACUGAACAAAAAAUAAAAACACAAGCAUGUAAAGGCAAGACUUUUCUUUUAUUAAUUCCACCAUAAAAUCGAAGUAUUUUAAAAUUCAAUUGUAAGGGGAAAUCACUUAACUUUGUUCACAUCAAAAAAUUGAUCAAUAUUCUUGAAAAUAUUUCGAUCGGAAAUUUGAAGAAGUUUAGAGGAAGCGCAAUUUUGUCCCUGUUUUCUGAAAACUUGAUUUUAAGUCGUUUUUGCUGCUGUUUUUUUGACAGAAUGGUUCAAAUACAAAAAAUAAAUUCUCAUGCACUCAUCUAGAGUUCUACAUUUUUUAGAUAAAUCUUUCGAAAUUUUAAUAUUCUUGAUUGUAGCAAAUCCCAAGACAUGUUAUUCCUCUCGCAGUCAAACAUCGUACUCCAAGAUGUAGUGAUUAAAGGCCUUUUGCCAAUCAUCGAGAGUUAGUGACUUGAAUUUAGGACUCUUUCUUUAUUUACCUUGUUCCAGGUCUAAUUUUUGUUUCAGGAGGCAUUUUAAUGUUUAGGUAUUUAAAAGUUUAAUUUUUUAAGUUAUUAAUUUAUGUAGGAUAUCCAUUAGUUUUAAGAUGCAUCGUCUUUGUAAAUUGAUUCGACAGUAUGAUCUUCACUCAUUGCAUCACUUUUUUAAUUUUUUAUAAAGCAAAUGAUGUUACCAAACGACUAUUCUCAAUAAACCAUAGUUAUAUAAAUAA